Molecule: messenger RNA, 3975 nt
Organism: Brienomyrus brachyistius
Lineage: Eukaryota; Metazoa; Chordata; Actinopteri; Osteoglossiformes; Mormyridae
Product: transmembrane emp24 domain-containing protein 10-like
Exons: 5
Coding region: 72-692 (206 amino acids)
Biological process (GO): Golgi organization; endoplasmic reticulum to Golgi vesicle-mediated transport; intracellular protein transport
Cellular component (GO): endoplasmic reticulum; endoplasmic reticulum-Golgi intermediate compartment; Golgi apparatus
Source: RefSeq, a predicted model, not a curated record
UCCCUUUGUGCGGCUGCUCGGUGUUACGCGACAGUAAGGCUGACGCUUCUGUUGCACCCUGGGGGCUGACCAUGUCGCGGCUUUAUGCGUUUCUUAUUCUGCCUGUUAUAUUCCAGUUGGUGUCGUCUAUCUCAUUCUUUUUACCUGUAAAUUCUCGAAAGUGCCUGCGGGAGGAAAUACAUAAAGAUGUGCUUGUAACGGGAGAUUAUGAACUUAGUGAGCAACCGAACACUAAAACCAACCUGAAGAUUACAGACUCCUCUGGACAUAUCCUGUACUCAAAAGAAGAUGCAUCGAAGGGGAAGUUUGCUUUCACCACAGAGGACUAUGACAUGUUUGAAGUUUGCUUUGAGAGCAAAUUUCCUAUGGGAACUGGACGGGUACCUGAUCAGCUGGUCAACCUGGACAUGAAACAUGGAGUAGAGGCUAAGAACUAUGAAGAGAUUGCCAAGGUGGAGAAGUUGAAGCCCUUGGAGGUGGAGCUCCGACGGUUGGAGGACCUGUCCGAGUCCAUUGUCAAUGACUUUGCAUAUAUGAAGAAACGAGAGGAGGAAAUGCGGGACACUAAUGAAUCCACAAACACAAGAGUCCUGUACUUCAGCAUCUUCUCCAUGUGCUGCUUGAUCGGCUUGGCCACCUGGCAGGUGUUCUACCUCCGCCGUUUCUUCAAGGCAAAGAAGCUCAUCGAGUAGGGUACCUCAUGCAUCUGCCACUAACCUAGCCUGGUUGCCCAGCAUCAUGAAGGGAGUGGAGGGUGCCUUCCAUUUUGGGAAGAGUGGAGUGGGUACAUUCUGGGACUGCAGAUGUCAUGUGAUCAGCUAAAAGAGGAUCCUACACUCUGAACCUGAGCGCCAUGGUGUCAGCACGUUUCAUGCACAUCACAAUUAAUUUCUGUUGAUUUUAUUUGCGAGUACUUUAUGAAAGUUUUGGACUUUGGUUAAACGUUUUGGGCUUUUGCAAGUAAUUUCUUUUCUUUAUGUUUUAUUUAACUUUGUUUUGAAGAUAAGUGGAAGUUGCGCGAGGGCAUUUUGAAAGCUAGGAAAAUGUGUUUUUAGCUUUAAAAACCCUAAUCAAAGUGCCUAUCUUGCAAUAUACUGUAAGCCUUGUGAAGAUAUUUGUUGAAUUCCCUUCCUUAAUUGUGCCAUGUCUUUCUGCACAAACAUAUAUUCUGCCAAUGAAAAUCCUUCUGAAUGCUCUCAGAAAUAGAUUUUUUCAUGUCUUCUAAGUGAACUUUUAUUUAAGAAGCGAUGGAAAUAUAAAUGCAAGACUAGAUGGUGUUUUUCUUUUUUAAAGCUACCAGCAGUUAUGUGAGCAAGUGUUCAUUUUGGUGGUGUCUUUAAAAAUAUUACAUUUGUAUUCCUUGUAUCUUUUAUCAGGUUUUUUUCUGAUAGUCUUUUACAUUUUACCUUGUGAGAGAGUUUCAGAUCAUCCUAAAUUUUCAACAUUAAAUUAUAAUUAGGGCUGUCAAAGGUAACACAUUAAUGCAUAGUGGUAAUCUGUGGAAGCCCGUUUCUGCCACUUAUAAUAGAAAUCAAUUAUGAGAAAUAAAGAAUUGCAAUAAAAAAGCAGAAAUUGCAAAAAAUAAAGUUCCAAAGAAGCAAACUUUUUUUUUUUUUUUAAUAAUCAAGUAGGCAGGUCGGUCACUUCUGCUCUUGGUUCAAUGCACUCCCUGUACAGCUGCAGACAAGAGUGAUGGCUACGAUGGCUGCGUCUGCUCUGUCCAGGCGUUUUAAUAUUUCCAGUUGUCAGUCAGUCCCACCCCCUCAUAGUAAUUUACCAAGCAUGCUUUCAUUAUGAAAUAAGCUGGUGUGAGUAUACACAAACAUUGGUGCACACAGGUGUUUUAUAGUACAAAUUGAAAUGGUGCAAUACUAUAAUCUGCGUUCAUGCACCUACGCCUGUAUUCUGUAGCUCCUGUGGCAUGUACAGUGUAGACUGUUCUUUCAACACUCCCAAUAGUGUGAUAUUGUGCCAGGAGUGUUUAUUUAUUGUAGAGUUGGAAGACAGGAUUUGGACAUUGGUGGAGAGCAUUAAUAAUAAUAAUACAUUUUAUUUAAAGGUGCCUUUCAAGGCACUCAAGGACACCUUACAAAUGCAAUAUACAUUGUUGCAGUACAAAAAAAUAGCAUCUAAUGAAACAAAACAAAAAAAAUGAAUAAAAAUAAAGAAAACAAAUAUUUAAAAGCUGCCACAGCAGCAGAAUCAUGAUGAAUGUGCAAGUUUCAAAAGUUGUAUUUUAAGAUGAGAUUUGAAUAAAGAAAUCCUGUCGAUGUUAUGGAUAUCAGGAGGUAGAGUAAAUGUAAAUGUAGGUAGAGAAUUCCAUAGACUGGUGGCAACAUAACUAAAAGCUCUAAAUCCCAUAGUGGUCAGGUGAGCACGCUGCACAACCAGAGAGAUGAGUGAGAAGAUUUGAGUGUGGGAAGGAGUGUGAAUAUGUAAGAGAUCAACAAGAUAUGAAGGAGAAAGAUUGUGAAGGGCUUUGAAAGCGAACAGUUGAAUUUUGUAAUCAAUGCGAUAUUUAACGGGAAGCCAAUGAAAUUGCUGAAGAACAGGACUAAUAUGAGCAGUGAUAGGAGUCCUGGUAAUAAUAUGAGUGGCUGCAUUUUGUACUAACUGGAGCUUAUGAAGGAGCUUAAGAGGUAAACCAGAUAGAAUGGAAUUACAGUAAUCAAUACGUGAUGUGACCAGGGCGUGUACAAGAAUGACGAUAUUGGCAGGUGUAAGAGAUGGAAGAAGAUGGUUAAUAUUGCAGAUGUGAAAACAUGCAGAUUGGAUAAUAUUAUGAAUUUGUAGUUUGAAAGACAAAGUGAUGUCAAGGAUGACACCCAAACUCUUAACCUCAGUAGAGUGAGAAACCAUGGAACCAUCAAGUGGUUGAGGGUAAGGUUAAGGUUAAAAAAGGUACGGCAUUUUCAAGCAUCAAAAUGUGCUUUUAUCAUAGUUCUUGACCCGCGUAGGAUGGGAAACCACAAUUUAGCAUGCUUUAGUAGCAUAUUUCCUAAUUUGCAACAGUCUGUUGUAUCACCAGAAGGCCCAAAAUUAGGGUUAGGGUUUGCAGUCCGAGGCUAAGGUUAGAAAAAAUAUGGCAUUUUCCAGCAUCAAAGUGUAUUUUGAUGAUUGUUGUGUCAAACUCAGUGCAUCUACAAACAUCAAACAAACAUGAGCUCUCAUGGGAACUGCUCCAAAUCUCCUAACCUUUUAGAGGGUAGAAAGAACAACCUUUGUUUGCUAGGAAACCUAAAGACUAGCUAGUGUUUCUGGGGGGACCCAUACAGUACACUUGUGCACCUGCUGAGAGAAAAGUUUGGAAAGAUAGGCUUUAUUGGGAUUUUUUGGCAAGCAAAUAAAAUAAAAGGACACUCGGCUCACGAUCAACACACUGGAGACACGACUGGUAGGAUAGGGAGAAGGGAGAUGGGCAUUAAAAAAGUAUUAAUCAAGUAUGAAAUGCAUAUAUGAAGUUAUCUCACUAGUAUUUAACUCAUGACCAGUUGCUUGUCCGCUGAGCCUGUCUGUCCAACUGUUGCUUAUUUACUUGAUCAUGUUGAACUAUAUGAUUAUUUAGUUUGACAGUGUUAUAUUAUGAGCAAAAGAGUGUAACAGUCUGAUUGGCAUUAACUAUUGGCUCAGUAUGCAUUGUAUUAUUGUAUUGAAAUAUGGUAUGGUUUAUGCUUGUAGAAAAGCAUUUACUGUAUGCACUACAUAUGCACUAAUAGUAUAGCUCAUUUAAAUGAAGUGGCAUAAAAUAUUGUGUUUGUGUAUUUAUGUAAACUUAAUGUGUUUUCUUUAUUUUGCUGGACUUUACUAAACUACUUGUACUUUAGUUUACUUGUGACAGAGACAGCUGGGAUAUUAAUGAGUAAAAUGAGAUGUUUAGUUAAAAAAAAUGUUCAUUUAAAAUGAAGCAAUAUUUUUGUUGUUUAUCUUUGAAGGUUAUCAACCCAACCUUACUUCUAAAUAAAGAAGAUAACUGAG